CGGUACUCAAAAUGAUUUUGUUUGACAAACUUUCAAAAUCACCGACAAAAAAGAUUAUGAACGAAAACUGCAAAAUAUAAGUUCAUUGGCUCUUCUCUGUUCUCUCUGUGAGUAAACAGUGUACUUCAAAAAUAAACAAAAAACGUUGGCUAUAGUAGCUGCACGUACGGGUUAGCGGGCAGUUUUCUUACCGGCAAUAAUCGUGCAGGAGUGCAGAUCACAUAUACGUUUUCAUAAAGAAUCCAUCGUUGCAUUAUUUGGCAUUUUGAUAUCUGACAGUCGUUGUUAUACUAAGUAACUGAUUCAUCGAACACGAAAUGUUGCGAAAAAAGUAUUUGUAUAACAGAGACGGAGUGGUAUCUGAAAUAUUUCAAAAUGGCUCUGCAGAAAUAGAAUUCGAUUUGGAUGGUGCCCAGGAUUAUGCAUUUUUGAAAAAGGGUCGUUAUUAUCACGAUGGCAGGCUCGUACCAGAAAAUCUAUCAUUAUCAAAGUAUCUUCGAUUCGGUAUGAAGGUCAAAUUUUCAUGUCACGUGCUGGAUCGUACGGAUGAAGAGCAACUAGAUUCGUUUCAUCAUCAGCGAGCUUAUGGCUGGUUCACUAUAAUGUGUUGGGCAAACACAAAAAAUGUACAAAAUGUGCAAAUCUCUGUGACUCCUGGCCUCUUCUCAGUUUCCUGCAGCGUUGAAAGCGUGAAAAAACGGCAUGCAGUUAUGACGUCAUUUGAUACUUCAAACAAUGAGCAGAAGAUAGAGCUUUUGGCCAGUAAAUUUUAUGUCCAAGGCAAAAGAUUUCCUACUUCUAAAUCACUCUCCAGUGCUCUGAAUGUCGAUGACAAGUUGUUCAGCGACGCUGUGCCUUGCAUUGAGGAGGCGAGCAGGUUCGAUUGCAAGUGGUUUGCUACAUGUGCAUUCUUAGGAAAAAGGCCACGUCUUCCAAAGCCGUCGGACAUUUUCAACACUUUUUGUGCCAGUUAUUUUUCUGAUGACACUCAACCCCUCCUCGAUCGAGGCUGGAUUGGCGACAAUGACGAGAGCAGUGCUGACGUUUUUGAUCAAAUUGGACACCAUGCUGAAAUGAAGUCUCGGUUCAAAUCACAGCUGCCUAAACUCAUUACUCUGUACACGAGAAAUCCAUGUACCCUUUUUACCAGUGGUUAUGGUUUCAUUCUUGACGUCUUGAAUGACGAAUACGCCAUUCUGCUGGGAUGUUUCAAGCUAAAUGUUUUCCAAACGAUUUUGUUUCAUCGAGGAAGCGCUUUUCUCUUUAAGUCUUCGCUUGCAAGAUCUAAAUUAACGGAAAUAUUCGUCGAAGGUGAUCGUUUGCGCUUCAUUGCUGUAGGUGCGCCAGUGAACUUCCUUACCGAUUGGAUAGCAGUUCAAGUAUCAGCAGCCGAUUCGAUUCCUGAGAUUGAGGAAUCUUCUCAUUCAUAGACCAGAAAUACAGAACUCGUUACCGAAGGGGUAAAGAAAAGAAUUCCCCGUUCGUAACCAGGGAACUGUUUUUCAAGGAGAAACCUGUGAUAAUAUUAUAAGCAUAAAACUUAACAUUUAUCCACGAUUUCUUCCUAAACAAAAGAGUCCUUACCGAUCAAGACUGGUUAUAUAUUUAUUAUCCGUUAAUCGACCACAGAUCCAUGAUUCAUGAUUUACUUUGAAAUAAUGAGACGAAUCGAAAAAUUGAUAGUUCAGUCUUCUUUUAUUAAAAAUAUAUUGUUUUGCAAAUCUA
Messenger RNA from Venturia canescens, 1725 nucleotides. RefSeq lists its product as uncharacterized. The record is from RefSeq and is a predicted model, not a curated record. NCBI's taxonomy places the organism in Eukaryota, Metazoa, Arthropoda, Insecta, Hymenoptera, Ichneumonidae. The transcript has 4 exons. The coding region runs from base 318 to 1430 and encodes 370 amino acids.